CAACAACAACAACAACAACAACAAUCAUUAUCAAGGUGCAAGGACUGGUCAAGAUCAACAGAAGAUGAGAAGAGACGCCCAGCCAGACAGUGACACAAAAGAUAAGGAUUAUGAUGUGAAUGUGCCACUCCCAUCAAAAUCUGCACUUCUGUCUCCUGCUACAAACCAAAUGGAAAAUGAAAAACUCAACAACAACAACAACAACAAUCAUUAUCGAGGUGGAAGAAUUGAGGAAGUUAAACGGAGGAUGAGAAGAGACGCCCAGCUGGAUAGUGACACAGAUGAAGAUGAGGAUGAGGAUGAUGCUGGGACAGAGAUUGCUUUUGUGCUGGAUGGCUCUGGUAGCAUUCAACAUGAUGACUUUCAGAGAGCCAAAGACUUUAUCUACAAUGUCAUGUUUAAUGUUUGGAACACAUGUUUCGAUUGUAACUUUGCAAUAGUGCAAUAUGGUAGUAAGAUCAGGACAGAGCUCUCACUACUAGACAAUGACAACGGGGCCAGAACCUUGCAAAAGGUCAAAGAAAUACAGCAAAUUUACAAUCUCACAAAGACCGCCUCAGCCAUCCAUCAUGUCCUCACAGAUAUUUUCAUCCCUGAGAAUGGAUCAAAGAUUGACUCCAAAAAAAUAAUCAUUGUAUUGUCUGACGGAGAAAUUUUGGGAGACAAUAUGAUUCUUUCUGAUGUUUUGAACAUGCCACAAAUGAAAGGUGUCACUCGCUAUUCCAUAGGAGUUGGUGACGGCAUUCUGAAAAAACCUAAAGCAAUACAAGAGAUGACGGACAUAGCAGACCGUGGCAAAUUUUUCAAUGUUUCCAAUUAUGCUGCAUUAGAUGACAUUCUGUCAUCACUGCAACAAAGUUUAAUUGGAAUUGAAGGCACUCAGCAAGGUGCAGGAUUUCAGUUCCAGCUUGCUGAAGCUGGAUUCAGCACCCAUCUCAUGCAGGAUAAUUCUUAUCUUUUUGGAGCAGUUGGAGCCUAUGACUGGAGUGGUGGACUCUUUUUGCAAUCUGGUGACACUGUGCAAUUCUUGAAUGACUCUAAUAAUGGACCCAAAUUUUCCUAUUUAGGUUACAGUGUCACUUCUGCUAAAGUAAAACCCAGUACAACACUCUACAUAUCUGGUGCACCACGGUAUAACUUGACUGGUGGGGUAUUUAUUUUUAACGGCUCUGAAAAGUAUGUGCUCCAGGGAAAUCAGGUUGGAUCUUACUUUGGAUCGGUUCUUUGUGCCUUGGACAUUGAUAAAGAUGAAUACACAGAUUAUCUAUUAGUCGGAGCACCACAUUUUCAUCUAAAUGGAGAAGAAGGCAAAGUGCUAGUGUACAAACUGAAUCAGCAAGACAGGUUUGAGAGCGUGUCCAGGGAGCUGAAGGGAGAUGAAGGACAGACCUUCGCCAGGUUUGGUGCAGCCAUUGCCUCUAUAGGAGAUAUUGAUGGGAACAAGUUCAAUGAUGUAGCAGUUGGCGCUCCUCUAGAAACAGAUUCCUCUGGAAGCAUUUACAUUUACAAUGGAUUCAAACAUGGACUUAACUUUUCACAAAAAAUUUCACCCUCAGAUUUUGGAAUGAAACUUGUGCACUUUGGUCUGUCAGUAAGUGGUGCACCUGCUAUGGCAUCAAAUAAGUCCUCCAUCGCUGUUGGAAGUCAAGGGGGGGUGAUUGUUUUCGACACAAUCCCUGUUAUUGUUAUCAAACCAGCUAUAAUAAUUACUCCAGAUGUCAUUCCUCUCAAUCAACAGAUGAUUGAAAUAUCCAGCACGUUUGACAUAAUGUUCCACAUAUGCUUUGAAGUGAUUAAUGAAAAGCUUCAAAUUGAACUUCCUAUUAAGUACCAAAUUGCCUUGGAUUUUGGAGUAAACAAAAAGCGCCUCACUGUUGACGGCAGAGAUCUCUUAGAAAACACUUUCAGCUUGACAUCAGAUGUAGAGUGUCCACCUGUUAUCAACCUAAAAUAUUUGGGCUGUUUUGAUUGUUUUUCACCUAUUAAAAUCAAGCUGAAUUUUUCAUUGGAUCUCCACCCAAAUGAAGCCCCUCUACGAAUCCUUGAUGCAUUUACUCCAACAGAGGUUGUAAAGGAGGUAAAAUAUUUGUAA
This is a messenger RNA of Sinocyclocheilus grahami, 2092 nucleotides long. RefSeq names its product integrin alpha-E-like. Gene Ontology annotation, cellular component: integrin complex; external side of plasma membrane. Gene Ontology annotation, biological process: cell-cell adhesion; cell adhesion mediated by integrin; cell-matrix adhesion. Bases 65 to 2092 code for a protein of 675 amino acids. The record is from RefSeq and is a predicted model, not a curated record. The transcript has 17 exons. Lineage: Eukaryota; Metazoa; Chordata; Actinopteri; Cypriniformes; Cyprinidae. Gene Ontology annotation, molecular function: integrin binding.